AUGGACAACAAGAGUGAAAUUAUAAACAGGUUACGUAGGUCAUUUCAAUCUGGAAUCACGAUAUCGGAAGAGUUUCGUCGUGAGCAGCUUUCUAACCUAAGGUCGAUGAUCCAAGAGAAUGAGGAAAAGAUUUUGGAAGCAUUGAACAAGGAUCUCUGCAAGCCCAAAUUUGAGGCCAUUCUAGCCGAAGUUGAUUUGGUGAUCAAUGAGCUAUCGUAUGCCAUCGAUAACCUUCAAAGCUGGAUGCAGCCAGAGUAUGUCAGUAAGACUCUUGCCACAUCAUUUGAUGACUGUUUUGUGCGAAGAGAACCAUUAGGUGUGGUGCUUAUAAUUGGAACAUGGAAUUACCCCCUGCUACUUCUUAUCACACCAAUGGUUGGAGCCAUUGCAGCAGGAAACUGCGUGGUCAUCAAGCCCUCUGAGGUCAGUGCUGCUGUUGAUCUGUUGAUAGCGGAGCUCAUCCCCAAGUACCUGUCGCAGGACUGUUAUGCAGUUGUUAGUGGAGGAGAAGACGACAGCAAAGCACUUCUGCAGAAUCGCUUUGACCACAUCCUCUACACAGGUUCACAGGACGUGGCCCGCAGUAUAUUGCAGGCAGCCUCAGUGCACUUGACACCAGUGACAUUGGAGCUGGGUGGCAAGUGCCCAUGCCUCAUUUACGGAACAGUGGCUAUUGAAAUUGCUGCACGACGCUUAGUAUGGGCCAAGUUUUUCAAUGCAGGACAGAGCUGUGUUGCACCAGACUAUGUACUCUGCUCCAAAGAGACACGUGAUGCUCUGUUUCCUGCCUUGUGUGCCACACUGAAGGAAUUCUAUGGCAAGGACCCUCAGGCGUCACCAGAUUUGUGUCGGAUUGUAUCACAGCGACACUGGGUUCGUCUGACAGAACUUCUGAAGAAGACCAACGGCACAAUCAUAGUGGGAGGAGAAAGUGACCCUAAGGAGAAAUACAUUGCUCCCACAGUGGUGGAUGUUGCUGAAGAUGAUAUACUCAUGAAGAAGGAGAUCUUUGGCCCAAUUCUUCCUAUUGUGACAGUUGAGUCUCUGGAGAAAGCCAUUGACUUCGUCAAUAACAAAGAGAAGCCGUUGGCGCUCUACGUUUUUUCGAACGAAAGCUCUGUAGUAGACACAGUGAUGAAGAAAACGUCAAGUGGAGGAUUCUGCUCAAAUGAUGGGAUGAUCCAUAUGACGUUGCCAGGACUACCAUUUGGAGGUGUAGGAUCAAGUGGCUGGGGCUCUUACCAUGGUCGCUGGGGCUUUGAAACCUUCAGCCAUCGGCGGGGCUGCAUGCUGCGUGGUUGGGGUUUAGAGAAAUUGAACGGCCUACGCUACCCUCCCUACGGAGAUACUCGACUGAGCUGGCUGCGCUGGAGCGCUACAACCAAAAUGUGUUUACUUAUGUGA
Nerophis lumbriciformis (worm pipefish) is the source of this 1404-nucleotide messenger RNA. The record is from RefSeq and is a predicted model, not a curated record. Lineage: Eukaryota; Metazoa; Chordata; Actinopteri; Syngnathiformes; Syngnathidae.